Trichosurus vulpecula (common brushtail) is the source of this 2465-nucleotide messenger RNA. It is a transcript of the gene TAF5L, whose product is annotated as TATA-box binding protein associated factor 5 like. The transcript is spliced from 5 exons. The record is from RefSeq and is a predicted model, not a curated record. Gene Ontology annotation, biological process: regulation of DNA-templated transcription. Gene Ontology annotation, molecular function: transcription coactivator activity; protein binding. NCBI's taxonomy places the organism in Eukaryota, Metazoa, Chordata, Mammalia, Diprotodontia, Phalangeridae. Gene Ontology annotation, cellular component: nuclear protein-containing complex; histone acetyltransferase complex. Bases 155 to 1924 code for a protein of 589 amino acids.
AGCCGCAGUGGCGGCGGCGGGGACCGGGAGCCGGGGGCCGGGCUGAAUCGGCAGUCCGAGUGGGAACGUGUCGCAGAGGCGAGGGAGGCAGAGGCGGCGGGUUCCGGGUGGCUGCGGCGGCAGGAGGAGCCGGAGCCGCCUGGGAUGUUCAGUCAUGAAACGAGUACGCACAGAACAGAUUCAGAUGGCAGUGUCCUGCUACCUCAAACGACGCCAAUAUGUAGAUUCAGAAGGCCCCCUAAAACAAGGAUUGCGGCUGUCUCAGACUCCUGAAGAGAUGGCAGCUAAUCUCACAGUCCAAUCAGAGUCUGGUUGUGCCAACAUAGUGUCUGCAGCCCCCUGCCAGGCUGAGCCUCAGCAAUAUGAAGUACAGUUUGGAAGAUUACGGAAUUUUCUCACUGAUUCUGAUUCCCAGCACAGCCAUGAAGUGAUGCCUCUUCUAUAUCCUCUCUUUGUCUACCUCCAUCUUAACAUGGUCCAGAAUGGCCUGAAGAGCACAGUGGACAGUUUUUACAGUCGCUUCCAUGGAAUGUUUUUGCAGAACGCCAGCCAGAAGGAUGUCAUUGAGCAGCUACAGACUACUCUGACCAUUCAAGACAUCCUGUCCAACUUCAAGCUCCGGGCAUUCCUGGAUAACAAGUAUGUGGUCCGCCUCCAAGAGGACAGCUACAAUUACCUUAUCCGCUACCUCCAAAGUGACAACAACAGUGCCCUGUGCAAAGUUCUCACCUUACAUAUUCAUCUUGAUGUGCAGCCUGCCAAGAGAACAGACUACCAGCUAUAUGCCAGCGGCAGCUCCUCACGAAAUGAGAGCAAUGGCCUGGAGCCGGCAGAGAUGCCCACAUCUAUUUUGCAGAAUGAGGCUGCUCUGGAUGUCCUGCAGGAGAGCAUUAAGCGAGUCAAGGAUGGCCCCCCUUCACUCACCACGAUUUGUUUCUAUGCCUUCUAUAACACCGAGCAGUUGCUGAAUACUGCAGAAAUCUCCCCAGACAACAAGCUGCUGGCUGCCGGGUUUGAUAAUUCCUGUGUAAAACUUUGGAGCUUGAGAUCCAAGAAGUUAAAAUCAGAGCCCCAUCAGGUGGACGUGUCCCGCAUCCGCCUGGCUUGUGAUGUUCUGGAGGAAGAGGAAGAUGAUGAUGACAACGUGGGCACAGAAAUGAAGAUCUUGAGAGGGCACUGUGGGCCUGUGUACAGUACGAGGUUCCUAUCAGACAGCUCAGGGUUGCUAUCUUGCUCCGAAGAUAUGUCUAUUAGAUACUGGGACCUUGGAAGUUUUACCAAUACUGUAUUGUACCAAGGACAUGCCUACCCUGUCUGGGAUCUGGAUAUCAGUCCAUGCAGCCUGUACUUCGCAAGUGGUUCCCAUGACCGCACUGCAAGACUCUGGUCAUUUGAUCGGACGUACCCAUUGCGAAUAUAUGCAGGACAUCUAGCAGAUGUGGACUGUGUAAAAUUCCACCCCAAUUCAAACUACUUAGCUACAGGCUCAACUGAUAAGACUGUUCGUCUAUGGAGUACUCAACAAGGAAAUUCUGUGAGGCUCUUCACAGGUCACCGAGGCCCUGUGCUUUCACUUGCAUUUUCUCCAAAUGGUAAGUACUUGGCAUCUGCCGGUGAGGACCAGCGGUUGAAGCUGUGGGACUUGGCAUCUGGUACCCUCUACAAAGAAUUGAGAGGCCACACGGACAAUAUCACCAGCCUUACUUUCAGCCCAGAUAGUAGCUUGAUUGCCUCUGCAUCCAUGGAUAACUCUGUUCGGGUUUGGGAUAUUCGGAACACUUAUUGCAAUGCUCCUGCAGAUGGUUCUUCCAGUGAACUUGUUGGUGUAUAUACUGGGCAGAUGAGUAAUGUACUGAGUGUUCAGUUUAUGGCCUGUAACCUUCUUCUAGUGACUGGAAUUACACAAGAAAAUCAGGAACAUUAAUUUUUUUUUCUUUUUAAUGAAUUGGGAUAGUGGUGGAAGGCUUUGCAAUUACAAGAGUCUUACUACAAACUGAGAUUAAAUCACUGACUGUGAAAGAGACUUCCUCCCCUUCUCUUUUUCCUUUCUCCUAUUGGCAGACAGGUCUUUGGUAUUGCAAAUACCAUGUUGUUGUUCUGCCCAAAAAUGUCCUAAAACACUGAGGUUGGAGAAGGAGAGGCUGAAGAAAGAUGGUGUGUAGGCUUAAGGUGUGGAGGAGUUAAGGUAUUUCUGAGGUCAGAUGGAAUUUCUUAGAGAUCUUGUUGUGACCUUGAACAAGUACCUUAAUUUCUGUCUCACUUUUCCCAUUCAUAAAAUUGGGAUAAUAAUAAUACUCCCUCACCUCAGGGUGUAGGGAUUUUUGAUUGGAUGAUAUUUGCAAAGCACUUUGAAGAUAAGCAGUGCUAAAAGUGUUAAGUAUUAUCAUUCACUUUGGUUGAAGGGAAAUCCUUUUGGCUUAGGAAUGCAAGGGUGGGAGUUGGGGUUGGGGGGAAGGAUGGGUAAU